AUGUAUACAGUAUUCCCGUCAAUCCUCCCUUCCUACUUAAGACCUUCACCUUCCCCUUGCCUUACACCAGUGCUUUGAUACGCGUCUACUUUCGACACUGUCUUGCUUCUUGCCCCGGAACCGCCUCUAUCCUUUAAGGAUUCGACCCGCAGUUGUGCUGUCUUAUAACCCUUCAAGAGGAGACGUCCGUCUUCCUGGAACAGUCUUCGUCAACGGAAGCCCUCUUCAAGUCCCGCCUGGUCUGUGACUAAUUCUCCGUCACUAUGGGUAUUGAGCCUCUGCUUGAUGUCGUCGGGGCCCCCUCUAUGGCACCGACCAUCUCGAGGGGCAAUCUCUCCUUGGCGGUUUUGGCCCAGCAACAGCUUCAACCACAGACCCCUCCAGGUUCAGUCUCCGGGAGCCCUAGAAUGAAUAUUGAGGGCCUGUGUUCAGGCUCUCCACAGGAAUCCACUUCACUUCCCGGUAUCCUUCACCUCAACUCGCUUGGCUGCAGCCCACACGUCAGACUUCCCAGUUUGGGGGAGUUUGACCAAGGCGUCGAGGCGCUGGCCCGAACUCAUGGGCCUGCCAACUCCUGGACUCUACCCAGCAUCACUCGAAGCCCCUCAGUCCUCCAGCCAGUCACCCCAUCUCGACCUUCAUGGCCACUCAGAGACCGUAGCUUUGAGGAUCCCGCCGCCGACUUCUUCGUCUCAAGAAGAGGAACGAUUGCCAGUUUGAGCCAGUACGCGCUCGCCGCUGACCAGCUCCGGCAACCACUUCCAAGCUACAUGGCCCUAGAUAACUACCAUGGCUACUCCAUGAACAGCCCAGACAUGGACUGCUAUCCCAGCCCACCCCCAGAAUACGAGAACCGACACAUCAACCAGAAGUACACAACCGAAGAGGGCGACUUCAUCAUCUAUGCGUGGCACGACAAGAAGAUGAAGUGGCAGCGGAUCAAGCAGGAAUUUGCCGUGCGCUUCGGCUGCACGCCUGAGCGUACCGUCCAAGGACUCCAGGCCUGGUACUACCGCAUGAACCAACGCAUCCCCAUCUGGGACCAGGAAGGCUGGCUGUGUUUUGACAACGAAGAUGAGCUCGAGCCCCAGCAUGUCAGCAUCAAGUGCCGUGAGCGCGACAGCCAGGACAAACCAAUGGAGCCCCUUGGUCUCGCCCAGCGCUACCCCGAGCGUGCUGUCAACUACUCAUGGGUUGACCCGGAGCUGAAGCACAAGGCCCGCGACUGGGCUGCGAAACGUGCCAUGCAAUACCGCGAGCGACGAGAUCGGAGACACAGAAAAGAGCAACGCCGGAUGAAGCUCUAGACAAAGAGCGCAUGAAAGCUGAAGGCGGUGUCCGACAGUGGCAUUGGCCCUUCCCCCGAGACAAAGGAUUCGAGUCGUUUGCUACCAACCAAUCACCCGAUACGACCGGACGUAAGCUCCGACGAUACGAACAUUUAUGUAUUCAUGUACUAUUACCCCAUUUCCUUUGUCCCCAUUUAUGACUACCAUUUGACAAGAGACGGAGAGAAGGCAGAAUAAGGAGAGGACGAGUCCCGGAGAUGUUAGGUAUG
Molecule: messenger RNA, 1558 nt
Organism: Ilyonectria robusta
Lineage: Eukaryota; Fungi; Ascomycota; Sordariomycetes; Hypocreales; Nectriaceae
Exons: 3
Coding region: 264-1307 (347 amino acids)
Source: RefSeq, a predicted model, not a curated record